AUGGCAGAGCCAUGGGUCGCAGCAGCAGCGGCAGUAGAGGUGGUGAAGGAUAGAGGCAGCCAGUGGCGAGUGGGUAUGUAUGGACCCCCUUCUUCCAUUGGGUGGGGGCAGCAGGCAAGUGGGCAUGGGAGGGGAGAGAAGAGCGAGGCAGCAGAAGCAUGGCACAGCCAUGGCUCGCAGCAGCAGCUGCAGUGGCGGUGGUUCUUCACCAACUGCUUUCGCGCUUCAGCAGGUACAAGUGCAGACGCCUUGCUGGGAGACGAGAAUCCACGCUCCACCGCAGAUUGCACGCAAUUUGACUCCAACCUCGACCAAGGAAGGCCACCAACACCUGCCCUCGCCUCCACUUCUCCUGCUGGUCCUCCCACAUCCAACACCACUCCUCCCAGUAGCCCAACUCCCCCACAUCCCCCUCACCUACCCCCUCACCUACCCCCUCACAAGCCCCGUCCACACCCUCUGCCUCCUCCUCCACAUCCGUCACUAAUCCCAGCCAUAACCUUCGCCCCCCUGCCCUCCCUCCUAUGGCCGUCUGCUUGCUGGCACUGCUGGCUGCUGCUAUGCUGGCUCAACGGCGGAGAACUGGGAAGGCGCAGAGGCGGUGGGGAAACGAGGGAGUACGGCGGAGGCGGAAUGCAUGCGCGGAUGCGGCAGGUCGACGUGGCGAUGCGCGCCAGCGGCAUGAUGGGCGGAGGAGGAGCGGAGAGCGCGGAUGAGCUGUCGUUAGAGCAGCUGAUGGGCGUGAGCCGAUGGUGCGUGCUGCGCGCCGUAGAGGUUGGCGUGACGGCGAGACUGGCGGAGAAGCUUGGGCAGAUGGAGGAGAGAAAGAGAGAGGAAGCGAGGGAGAGAGUGAGAGAGGAAGAGAGGAGGGUGAGAGACGAGAGGAAGAGAGAGGAAGAAUGGGAGAGGGUGAGGGAAGAAGAGAAUAAGAGGGUGAGAGAGGAGGAGAGGAGGCGAGAGGUGGAAAAAAACAGUGUGAGAGAGGAAAAGAGAACGAUGGUGAGUGAGGAAGAGAGAAACAGAAUGAGAGAAGAAGGGAGGAGGAGAGUGGGAGAGGAAGAGGCGAAUAAGAAGAGAGAGGACGACAGGAAAUCAAGUGAGGCUCUAGAAACGAGGACGAAGAGGCGCGAAGAGGAGUUGAAAUCAGCGUUGAGUGAGGCGGAGAGGGCGGUGGUGGGGUUGGAGGCGAGCAUUGAUCAGAAGGUGAACGAGAUACUUGCGCAAGCACUGCUGCUUCGCCGCGUCGUAGAGGCCAAGGUGACUUUUGAGUCGACUCAGAAGUCAUCUCGCUUCAUGGAGGCCGAGGCCGAGGAGGAGGCGGAGAUGCCCUUUCAAGCUGCGGCUGGAGGCGGUGCAGGGCGCAAGCGAGCUCGCAUGGCUGAUGGCUUGGCUGUUGGACACCGCAUGAAGGAGGUGCGUGUUAUCGGGCAAAGCAUACCCUUCCAGUGUUCCCCAUUUCAUGCCACCCAUGUGAUUGCUCCCAUCCCGCUCCCCCAUCCCGCUCCCCCAUCCCGCUCCCCCAUCCCGCUCCCCCAUCCCGCUCCCCCAUCCCGCUCCCCCAUCCCGCUCCCCCAUCCCGCUCCCCCAUCCCGCUCCCCCAUCCCGCUCCCCCAUCCCGCUCCCCCAUCCCGCUCCCCCAUCCCGCUCCCCCAUCCCACUCCCAUUUCCCCUUCGUCUGCAUUGCCACACGCGUCCAUAGGGCAGCUCAUUGCAGACAGGCACUCCCCCCAGCCGUUCCCCCAUUGCCUCCUCACCGUUCUCCUCGCCCAUCAUCACUCCACCCCAUUGCUCCCCAAUCGCCCCCGCCUCGCUCCCACGCUUCUCCUUGUUGCCGCCCCAUUUCUCGUUGCCUCUCCCCCGUGUGUGCUUUCCCUUGCAGCACCUGGACACCCUUUCAACCCAUGCAGAGGCCGCGAGAAGGCUCAGGAGGUGAAGAGUCAAGUGCGAGGGCUGUGGAAGAGACACGGGUUGGAGGGUGGGCCAGAGCAGGUUGAUGUGGAAGAGGCGGAGGAAGAGGAGAGAGAGAAGGAAGAAAGGCGAGAGAAGGAAGAGGAGGAGAAGGAGGCAGGGGAGGAGGAGGAGGAGGCAGAAGAAAAUGAGGAGGCGGAAGUAGAGCGUGAGGAUGAGGAGAUGAGGGCAGUGGAGGAAGAAGUGGGUGACAGUUAUAACUUGGUGCAGCCCCGCGCCCAGGCACGCCUCGCAGCAGCCGGACUCGCUCAGAGGGGGGGGAUGGGGGACAGGGGCUUAGGCGGAGGUGCUGGAGGGGCUAUGCCGGUAGCAGGAGAGGAAGGGAGACGAGGGGUGGGAGUGGCAGGUGGAGUGGACGGGAAUGGGUUGCUGCAUGCACGGGCAGGGCAAGGGGCACAAGGGGCACAAUGGGACCCUCCCAAUCUGAAUCUCCACACUCACUCUGCCUCGGCCAAUGCCCAGCAGCCCUUGGAGAGGCUAAGGGAGCUGCACAUCAGCCAAGUGAGUGACGCCCUGCUGCGAGAUGUGGCCAUGUUGGGGCGCCUGGAGGCCUUCUCCUGCACGUGCAGCGAGGGGGUGACUCCAAGUGGAUGGGAGCAGCUGAGGAGCCUCACCAAGCUGACGCGGCUGCAGGUGGCACCAGCAAACCUGGAAGACCAUUACCUGGAGCUGCAGUUUCGCUGUGAUUCCCUGCCUGAUAUAUCCAGAGUUUCCCAGCGCCCCACUCCAUACAUCAAACGCGUUUGUGACUGUGGCGAUGGGCUGUGCAACCCCAAACACCCCUGCGUGGAUGGCAGUGUGUGGCAGGUGGUUGGUGCGCUGCAGGGCUUGCAGCAGCUUGGGGUGCAUGGAGUGGCACGCAGCGAGGAGGACCUGCUAGCCCUCACCGCACUCACACGUCUCACCACACUCCACAUCACCGGCACCCACCUGCACGAUGAUGCAUACUUCAGGGAGUUUGCUCAGUUGAGGGAGCUGGGGCUGGCUGGAUGCAGUGUGGAUGUGGACUCAGGCAUGGCUGUGUGGAGCUACACCAUUCCACAGCUACAAUCCCUGGAUCUGUCGGCCACGCGAGUCAGCUACAAGGGCGUUUCUCAGCUUUACUUACUUAAAAGUUUGCAGCAUGUAAAGGUGCAGCAGUGCUGCAACCUGCGUGCGGCGUUUGUGAGGCAUCUGAGUUUAGUGCCCCAGCUGAACGAGCUGGACUUGGGAUUCAACUACGUGCAGCCGGGAUGGUUGAGGCCUGUUCUAUAUGAGAAGCAGGAGGCCGGGCUGUGUUUGCGGCAUCUGGUGCACGGCAUGUGGUGCAUGUCAUGUUGA
This is a messenger RNA of Closterium sp. Naga37s-1, 3288 nucleotides long. The record is from the annotation of a GenBank genome assembly. NCBI's taxonomy places the organism in Eukaryota, Viridiplantae, Streptophyta, Zygnematophyceae, Desmidiales, Closteriaceae.